Racocetra fulgida is the source of this 893-nucleotide messenger RNA. Lineage: Eukaryota; Fungi; Glomeromycota; Glomeromycetes; Diversisporales; Gigasporaceae. The record is from the annotation of a GenBank genome assembly.
GUGUGCCUUCACGUACUCAACACAACGUUCAGAAUGCAACAGCUUCUCUGGUGAAUGAUAUUGGUUCUUCAGUAUUGACUCAAAGGUCAAAUGCUUUAACGUUACCAAAUCCAUUAUUGUUGAAUCAACCACAUGCAACACUCUUUUCUCUCCCCUCGGAAUUAAUUACUAGAAUUUCGUUCUAUUUAACUUUACCUGAUUACUCACGUACAUCACGUACUUGCAAAUCUUUGCACACACAUUUCCAAAAGGAGUUGAUUUUAUUUCUCCGGCAUGUUUAUGGACUUUCAGUUAGAUCUGGGUCAUUAAUUCUUUUUGCUUAUGGUGCUCACCUUCAAUAUCGAGCUCCACGACUGCUUGAUCGUAUCAUGGAUGAAUUUUUUGUAGACGUUGGCGAUAAUCUUAACGUUGGCACUUCUAAUUCUAACAAUUCAAUCUCUUUACGUCAGGCAAAUUCUCGAUGGCCUACUUAUUGGUCAGUUUUGUAUUCGCUUGACAAAGCACCGUCCUUAGAUCCACCACAAAAUUAUACUGCUUCAGCAAUACCACCAUGCUGUUCAGAUCACAAUGUGGACAAUUGCCACCUUCAAUCACAUCAGAACAUAUCGUGUUACUGUUCUGAGUCAACAGUCAAUCUGAAUCCGAAGCUACAAUUUCUUGAAAAAUAUGCUUCAAGAAUGAAUGCCAAAUUUGCGAAUCGACUUGGUAGAGGAGCUGAAAGACAUUGUAGUCAUGGGCGUCGUAAUGAAUGGUUUCUUUCUGAUGUUCGACAAAAAAAAACCUAUAGAAUGCUAAUCAUGCAAAAUAUUAAAUAUGGUGAUGUAGAACUUUUAAGGUUUUAUUUGGAAAAAUAUGGUGCACCCAUUAAUGGUGUUGUUAGAUUCACACCAGAG